Molecule: messenger RNA, 564 nt
Organism: Colletotrichum higginsianum IMI 349063
Lineage: Eukaryota; Fungi; Ascomycota; Sordariomycetes; Glomerellales; Glomerellaceae
Product: Argininosuccinate lyase
Exons: 3
Coding region: 1-564 (187 amino acids)
Cellular component (GO): cytosol
Molecular function (GO): argininosuccinate lyase activity
Source: RefSeq, a predicted model, not a curated record
AUGGCCCUCGCCAAAGACCCCGAGCGCCUCCGCGAGGUCAUCAAGCGGGCCAUCUCGGCGGAGCUUGGCUUCGACGGCCUACUCUGGAAUUCGAUGGCCGAUGUCGCCGACCGCGAUUUCGUCACCGAGACGCUGCAGUGGGGCUCCAUCCUCAUGCAGCACAUCUCUCGCUGCCCGGAGGACCUGAUCUACUCCUCCCGCGAGUUCGGUUUCGCGCGCCUCGCCGAUGCCUACUCCACCGGCAGCUCUACCCCGACAGCCUGGAUGACGGUCAGCGACAGCAUCCAGAUCGCCGAGGGCGUCCUCGCGACACUGGACACGCAGACCGAGGAGAUGAAGGCGGCGCUUGACCCCUUCAUGCUCGCCACCGACGUUGCCUACUACAUCGUCCGCAAGGACGUUCUGUUCCGCGAGAUGCACCACAUCUCGGGCCGCUGCGUAGUCCUCUCGGAAAGGACGGGCAUCACGAUGAACGACCUCAGCUACGAGCAGCUGAAGACGGUUAACGAGCGGUUCGAGGAGGACAUUGCCGAAUAUUCAAAUACAAGAGGAGCGUCGAGAUGA